Messenger RNA from Solanum dulcamara, 2078 nucleotides. Its product is annotated as nuclear transport factor 2-like. The transcript has 8 exons. The record is from RefSeq and is a predicted model, not a curated record. Gene Ontology annotation, molecular function: mRNA binding. Gene Ontology annotation, cellular component: ribonucleoprotein complex; cytosol. Bases 412 to 1782 code for a protein of 456 amino acids. NCBI's taxonomy places the organism in Eukaryota, Viridiplantae, Streptophyta, Magnoliopsida, Solanales, Solanaceae.
GAUCUUUUACUUAUACAUAUAUUAGUAUGUUGUAUAUUUUUAUUUCCUUCAAAAUUGAUCAAAUAACAAUUAUGGUAAAAUAUCAAAAUCAAACUUGAAUACUAAAUUACGCACCAAAUUAAAUUUAACAUUAUAAUAACACCGUAACCAAGCAAGCCCACCCCGUACUCGUAUCGUUUCAUCAAAGUUUGAAGCUCUCCGUCUUUUGUUUUAAAAUAAGUAAAAGAGAAGGGUAACAUUCGCUUAAUUGUCAGUCCCUUUCAUCGGGUUAACUACAUAUAUAUUUGCUUCCGUAAAACUCUUCACUCAAAGCGCGCGCGCGCACACACGUUUCUCUUUUCGACGCAAUCACUCACUCAAAUCUACAAAAUCUAUCCUCCUUUCACUGCCUUCCAUAUCUUCCAUUUCAGAAUGGCUAUGGAAACUACAGCUUUGCCUUCUGCCCCUGCUGCACAAGUGAUUGGAAAUGCUUUUGUUGAGCAGUAUUAUCAAAUUCAACACCACUCCCCAGAGUUAGUAUACAGAUUUUAUCUGGAUGCGAGUGUCUUAAGUCGCCCAAAUUCUAAUGGUGUGAUGACAUCCGUGACAACAAUGAAAAAUAUCAAUGACAUGAUAUGCUCAUUAGGCUACAAGAACUACAAGGCAGAGAUAAAGACUGUAGAGGCACAACAGUCCUAUAAGGAUGGGGUGAUUGUAUUGGUCACUGGAUGCUUCACUGGAAAGGAUAACACGAGAAAGCAAUUCACCCAGACGUUUUUCCUUGCUCCACAGGACAAAGGGUACUUUGUUUUGAAUGAUGUUCUUAGGUAUGCAGAACAAAAUGAAUCCGAUAAUAGUUCAGAAAUGGUUAAUGGGGUCAAGGAUGUACCACCCGUGCCUUUGACGCCUGAUCCAGAACCAGUUCAUGUGCUUGAGCCACCGAAUCACAAACAGCCUAGCUCUCGUGCAAAAGAAAUUCGAAUUGUUGAGGAGGAUGAGAGACUAGUUGGUGAUGAAGGACAUAUUGUGGUGGGUGCUGAAUCCCAUAAUGAAAACCAUACUUCUGAGAAUGCAGAACCAGCUACUUCAGUUACCCAAGAAGAUGCUCCUAAGAAAUCUUAUGCAUCAAUUGUAAGUUCUCAAACAAAGAAAGGGCCCACCAAAAUCUAUGUACCCUCUAAUUCAAGAAUGGCUCCCGCAAAGGCUGAAAAGCAGCCAGUUAAGUCAGUAACGAAAGCUCCUGCUCGUGAAUCAUCAAUUCCUACUGCCUCUGGGGGUACUGCACCUGAAUCUAAAGAUGCUCAGUACGGAGCUGAGGGGCACUCCAUUUAUGUCCGCAAUUUGCCUCUAAAUGUUACUCUUGCUCAACUUGAGGUUGAAUUUAAGAGAUUUGGACCCAUUAAGCAAGGAGGCGUACAAAUUAGAAGUAAUAGGCAACAAGGAUUCUGCUUUGGGUUUGUCGAAUUUGAAGGAUUGAGCUCCAUGAACAGUGCAAUACAGGCAUCACCUGUUACCAUUGGAGGUCUUCAAGCUGAUGUUGAGAUAAAGAGACCUACAACUAGAGUUGGUAGCGGGAGAGGUCGUUUCCCUCAAGGAAGAGGAGCAGGGUACCGAAAUGACAAUUUCAGGGGCCGUGGAAACUUUACUGGAGGUCGAGGUUAUGGUAGAAAUGACUUUGUUGGAGCACGUGAGUUUUCAGGGCGUGGAAGGGGUCAAGGAGGACGAGGUGAUGAAGGUUACCAACAAGGAAGAGGGAGAGGCGGGCGGAGAGGUGGCCUAAGCCAGAUUCCUGCUUCAGGAUAGUUUGGGUGGACAAGUUUUGUGUGGCAAAUUUUGACCGACUUGUUUUCUCUCAAGCUUUUUAGUAUUGGGCAUUUUUUCUAACAGAUUUUUGGUGUAGGUAAUUUUAUGUUUCACAGGAUAGAGCUAUGUAACUUGCAGAACUUUUAAUGUUCUUUCUAACUACAUAAGAAAAGGCUUUUGUGUAUAAGGUUUCUUUCAUCUGCUGAAUCAUUGGAGAGCCUAAAGUAACCAAUUUAACUGUAAAAGUCGUGAAUUAAUGUGAACAUAUAUAUCAUGCAACUAUAUUAUUUACCCCA